UAAUCGAUAAGAAUUGACCGAAAAUAUUUUUCGGGACUUUUCCGGUAAUACUUAUGUAAAUUUUUAAUAGUCACUUUUUACGGUAAAAGUAUAGUUUAUUGAAAUAGAGGCAAUUGCGCCUUCCCACAAUUCACUUACCAUACAUUCGAACUAAAAGUACAUCAAGGUCGCAUUUGCAACAAUGGCUGCUCAAACUACUGAUCAGCAGAAUGCCCUUAAAGACGCUAUGGCUCGUGCCAAACAGAUUGCUGCAAAGCUGCAACAACAACAAUCAUCUGGAACUCCUCUUGAUAACUAUUUGGAGUAUGAUGACUCUCGAAAAAGAAGCUAUCAAGAUUUUGCACCAUCUGAGCCUUUUCCAAAGCGAAUGACAAUAGAAGGAGCUGUAGACCACUCUGACCCUAAAAUUAUAGCACAGCAAGUUGCAAACAGUCUUGUACAAAGAGCUGGUAUAGGCUCCAUGUUAGUUGAAGAUGUUUCUAUUCCAAAUAAACUCGUUGGUUUAGUCAUCGGUCGCGGAGGGGAAAUGAUAAAUAGAUUACAAUCUGAUUCUGGCGCUAAAAUACAAGUUGCUCCAGAUCCACCACCAAACAUGAUGGAUAUUGAUCGUCAAAUAACUAUAACUGGUUCCAGCGAAGCUGUGAGUAAAGCUAAACAGCUAAUCGAACAAAUAAGAAAUGAGGGAAAAGUACCAGAAAGAUUGAUGCUUGCUGCAAAUUUGCCUGGAGAGUUUUCAAUUGAAAUGAAAAUUGCUGCUGGUAAAGUGGGACUUGUAAUCGGAAAAGGUGGUGAAACAAUAAAGUCUCUUCAGGAAAGAGCAGGCUGUAAAAUGAUUCUCUUUCAAGAUGGUGAAUAUGCGCAGGCUGCAGAAAAACCACUCAAGAUAAGCGGAGAACAAUCUAAAGUUUUAUAUGGCAAACAAUUGGUUCAAGAUUUAAUCGUAUCUAAAGAAAUUGAGGCUGACAAAACUUCGUGCUACAUAUUUAAUCAAUCACCUUAUACAUCAGACAUUACGUCAAUGGUGCCUAAUCCAGGAGAUCCUGAUCAAGUUGGCUACGAGGAGAUACAAGUACCUCGUGAAGCUGUUGGAUUUAUAAUUGGAUCAAAAGGAGCUAAUAUUAAUAAUAUUCAACAAAUGACUGGUUGUAGAAUUCAAUUUAAAAAUGAAAUGGAAGGUGAAUUCAAAACAGCUACACUACAAGGCAAUCCUCAAGCUAUAGUUAUGGGUAGAGAAAAGUUGCUUGAAAUACUGCAAGCUUAUCAAGAUAGAGUCAAUGGUACAGGAGGAACGUUUCAGUGGCGCAGCCCAAGACCAAUAGGAAUGACCACUGCAAGACCUGGUUGGGUUACACCUGGUGUACCCGGACAUUUUGCUACUGCUAGACCGGGUUGGCCUGGCCAUCAAGUUGGGCCAAGAGCUUGGGUUCCAAGAGUUCCGGGGCAAUAUAUACCAAGAGCAGCAGGAGGUUUAGGAGGUAGCAGUAUUCUGCAACCUGGUCAUAAACAUAUGGAAAUUGAUGUUCCGGCAAAUAAAUGUGGUUUAAUUAUUGGAAAAGGUGGAGAAACACUUAAAUAUAUGCACACAGAAACUGGAAUAAACAUAGAAAUAAAAAGAAAUGUUCCGGAUUCAUCCCCUUUUCGUACAUUUAAUUUAAGAGGAACUGAUGAACAAAUCUCUAAAGCUGAAACGUUUAUUAGAGAAAAAGUUGGAGAUCAGUCUCUUACAGCUAAACCUGCUUCUGAAACUGAUGAUCAAAAUGCCAAUCAAGGAAGCAGGUGGGGUCCUCCACAACACAAUAGCCAAUGGGCAACACAAGCCACUCAGCAAUGGGACGGUCAAGCUGUUUGGACUCAACCUCAGCAAGACCAAUGGGGCCAGCAGGGGGCAUGGAAUCAACAGCAACCUGUAACUUGGAACCAACCAACAGCUAAUGGUGUGUGGGCUCCACAGCAACAAUGGCAACAACCUAAUGCUCAGUGGCCAGCUCAACAACAACCAUGGGGACAACAACAAACACCUGGUACAGAAGUUACAAAUGUAGAAGUCCCUGCAACUGACACAACUGCUGCACAAACAGGUUCUCAGCCAGACUAUAGUGCAGCAUGGGCGGCCUACUAUCAGCAACAAAAUCAAUACUAUCAGCAGUAUAUGCAACAACAAACACCUGGUACUCCUGCUAAUACAAACCCAGCUGGAACAGCUAAUCCAGCUGGAAAUCAAGCUGCUGCUAUGGCAGAUUACCAAGCUAAGAUGGCAGAAUACUAUAAAUCCUUUGGUCAACAACCGCCUACUCAAUAACGCUUACAUAGAGAUAACAACAUAUUGAUGUCGUUACAUUGCAAUUAUUAUACUGUUCUAUUCUAUGCUUGUCGCUUAUGUUAAUAUGCAUGUCAUCAAAUACGCUUGCAUUUAAACUGAUUUGAUUGCUGUGAACAUUUUCCUACAUAAAACUAUUAUUGAAUUAAAAGAAGAUAUUAAUGGAAAUAUAAAUCUACUACAAAGAUUAAAUGACUGUAGCCCAAUUUUGUAUAGUCUUUGUUAUUCUUAGUUUUUUAAGGUGUCAUUAACAAGAAAGAUAAAACUAGUUUUGGC
This is a messenger RNA of Hydra vulgaris (swiftwater hydra), 2593 nucleotides long. RefSeq names its product far upstream element-binding protein 3. Lineage: Eukaryota; Metazoa; Cnidaria; Hydrozoa; Anthoathecata; Hydridae. Gene Ontology annotation, cellular component: cytoplasm; nucleus. The record is from RefSeq and is a predicted model, not a curated record. Gene Ontology annotation, biological process: regulation of gene expression. Gene Ontology annotation, molecular function: mRNA binding.